UCUCGGGUAUGUCGUCGGACAAUCGCGGUACGAUAUUUCGAAAUUUUAAUUACAGAUCUGACGCGGAGUACGUGGUAAAAAUUGCCAAGAUCCUAUUAACGCCUGUCGGUAUCUGGCCUCUUUACGGAAAUGAUUCCACAUUUGAUAAAAUCAAAUACUUUUUUCAAACAAGCUUUACAUUUAGCUUAAUGUGUUUUUUACUCGUACCGCACAUUAUAUAUACCUUUUUUGAUGCGGAAGAUUUGACCAGAUACAUGAAAGUGAUAGCCGCCCAAGUGUUUAGUUUGUUGGGAAUUAUCAAAUUUUGGACGAUGAUCAUCAAUAAAAACGACAUCAAGUGUUGUCUGCAGCAGAUGCUCAUCCAAUAUAGAGACGUGGAAAGCGAAGAGGAUCGAUUAAUAAUGGUGAGAAAUGCCAAAAUUGGCAGGCAAUUCACGAUUAUGUACUUGGGCUUGCUGUACGGCGGCGCGUUGCCUUAUCACAUAAUUAUGCCGCUGGUGGCGGACAGGAUUGUCAACACGGAGGACAACUCGACGCAUCUGCCUCUGCCAUAUCUCAGCGACUAUAUCUUCUUUGUGGUGGAAAAUUCACCGUUUUACGAGAUCCUUUUCGUCACGCAGAUUCUGUUCAGUACCAUGAUCUUAUCUACGAAUUGUGGCGUUUACAGCCUAAUAGCUACCUGUGUAAUGCACGCUUGCUGCUUGUUUGAAAUUGCUCGCAGACAUAUGGAAACUGUGCUAGUUAAUGGAACUGACGGCAUUCACGAACGAUUUGGUCGGAUAAUUGCGCAGCACAUGCGAGCUCUCAGAUAUGUUGAAAUGAUCGAAAAAUCAUUGAACUUUGUCUUUUUAUCGGAAAUGGUUGGAUGCACUAUUAUCAUAUGUUUUCUUGAGUAUGGAGUUCUUAAGGAAUGGGAAGACAAUCAAGUAUUAGGCACAAUUAUCUAUUUUAUUUUAGUUAUUUCGAUUUUAGUAAACGUCUUUACUUUAUCAACUAUUGGCGAUCGUCUUAAAGAAGAGAGUGGAAAAAUCGGAGACACUUCGUAUUUUAUUGAUUGGUAUGCGUUACCAACAAAAAACGUGAGCGGUUUAAUUAUGAUAAUGAUGAGAUCAAAUCGUCCGUCAACUUUGACAGCGGCUAAAAUGUUCGAUGUUUCUCUUCAAAGUUUUUGCGAUGUAUGCAAGACAUCAGCGGCAUACCUCAAUUUUAUUCGAAUGAUUGCAGCGUAAUUUUUAAGAUUAUCUAUUGAAAU
Molecule: messenger RNA, 1252 nt
Organism: Linepithema humile (Argentine ant)
Lineage: Eukaryota; Metazoa; Arthropoda; Insecta; Hymenoptera; Formicidae
Product: odorant receptor 43a-like
Biological process (GO): sensory perception of smell; detection of chemical stimulus involved in sensory perception of smell
Cellular component (GO): plasma membrane
Molecular function (GO): odorant binding; olfactory receptor activity
Source: RefSeq, a predicted model, not a curated record